Messenger RNA from Scleropages formosus (Asian bonytongue), 506 nucleotides. Its product is annotated as 60S ribosomal protein L37. NCBI's taxonomy places the organism in Eukaryota, Metazoa, Chordata, Actinopteri, Osteoglossiformes, Osteoglossidae. Gene Ontology annotation, biological process: translation. The transcript has 4 exons. The record is from RefSeq and is a predicted model, not a curated record. Gene Ontology annotation, molecular function: RNA binding; structural constituent of ribosome. Bases 77 to 370 code for a protein of 97 amino acids. Gene Ontology annotation, cellular component: cytosolic large ribosomal subunit; ribosome.
CGGUAGGACGCCGGACCUAAUUUAGCGCGACGCGUAAAACUCUUCCGGUCUCUACCGUUUCCGCUUUAGUUCGACCAUGACGAAGGGGACAUCGUCAUUUGGGAAACGCCAUAACAAGACGCACACGUUGUGCCGUCGGUGUGGGUCCAAAGCCUACCAUCUGCAGAAGUCAACAUGCGGGAAGUGCGGGUACCCAGCCAAGCGCAAGAGAAAGUACAACUGGAGUGCCAAGGCAAAACGGCGGUCUACCACUGGAACUGGUCGCAUGAGACACCUGAAGGUGGUGUUCCGCAGGUUCAGAAAUGGGUUCCGUGAAGGAACAACUCCCAAACCGAAGAGAGCAGCAGUGGCCGCUUCCAGUUCUUCCUAGGUCUCUGCUGUCAGUCUGUGAUAUAGAAGACGUGUACUCUGAACGAAUCUGAUAUGGAACCUAAUGGAAGAAUCCAACACAUACUUCCACCAAAUGUAGAAAAACAUUUUGGAAAUAAAUUUGGAGCUCAAGACCU